Molecule: messenger RNA, 4210 nt
Organism: Nerophis ophidion (straightnose pipefish)
Lineage: Eukaryota; Metazoa; Chordata; Actinopteri; Syngnathiformes; Syngnathidae
Product: transcription factor E2-alpha-like
Exons: 19
Coding region: 529-2370 (613 amino acids)
Biological process (GO): regulation of transcription by RNA polymerase II
Cellular component (GO): transcription regulator complex
Molecular function (GO): RNA polymerase II cis-regulatory region sequence-specific DNA binding; protein dimerization activity; DNA-binding transcription factor activity, RNA polymerase II-specific
Source: RefSeq, a predicted model, not a curated record
UCCGCCCCUCGACAUAGAUCCUCGCGAUUUGUCCGCCCCAACCCCCAGUUCGAUGGCUUCAGACGAAAUGAAACAUAUCCGUCAUUCGUGACUAUUUUAACACCGAUUGCCUAAUCGGGGAGACGUUUUGUGUCGUCCAUUCGUUUUUGUUGAAAUUGGACACCGCUGAUGCGUCCAAGUCGUCCUGUGGGCAGUGGCGCGGAGGGAUACAUGUGUGGAAGCGACAAUGUGGAGGCUGUUAAAAUGUCGACUUGGAAAAUGAAGUCGCUUCAAUUUCAGCGAGAUUAAGAAAACGCUGCAAUGGUUUAGUUAUGUGUCCCGUCAGAGACGUGGUUUUACUUUCCUAACGAAGACAGCGUCGAGGUGCUUCAAUCUUGGCUUUCCUCAUCUUCCUCAAGCAGCGCGGAGGGAAAGAUCAAAGAUCCUGUUUAGAAGUUUCUUUUUCUGGCAUCUCCGCUCCUUUACUUCUCUUUCUUGGAUGCUGCACACCUGAGCCAAGCGGCUUGCUGAGACUGAAAGCAGCAGAGAAUGACUGCAGUGGGCACAGACAAGGAGCUCAGCGACUUGCUGGAUUUUAGCGCGAUGUUUGAGCUUCCAGUUUCAAGUGGCAAAAAUCGGCCAACUACACUUGCCAGCAGUCAGUUUGGAGGUUCAGGGGUUGAUGAAAGGAAUGGGUCGAGUUCUUGGGGGCCCGGAGAGCAGAACAGUCCAUCGUUCAGUCAGGGAAGGUGUUUUGCUGAAGAGGGCAUUUAUAGUGAGCAAGAUGGCAUUCCACAUGGCACCGUAUUUGGCACAGGGAUCACUGGGAAGGCCGAGAGAGGACCAUACUCGUCAUUUGCAACGCAGCCCUCGUCACAGUUUUAUUCCUCUUAUGAGAGCAACAAUCCUCGCAGACGACCCGCACAAGACCCCGUUGAUGCACAGCCAAAAAAGAUCCGGAAGGUGCCCCCUGGCCUGCCUUCCUCUGUUUGUACCUCAGCCUCAACUGAUGAAUUUAACAGGGACAAUGUUGGCUACUCUGCUUCCAAGGCAGGAAGCAUUUACCCACCACCCUUCUACAUGCAAGAAGGCCUCCACCCACCCUCCGAUUCAUGGGGUUCUGCUGGGUCGAUGGUUCAGCCUGGUUAUCCUUCCGUGCUGGGUAACCCCCCCCAUCUGAGCCAGCAUGGUCCCUUCACUGCCAUCAACCCCCAAGACAGACUGAAACGUCAGCCACUGCCCCUCUCACCCCAAAACUACCCCCUGCAUGGCAGUGAAGUGAACGGGGCUCACCCGGCUGGUUUCCACUCUGGCUCCAACAGUUUUGGCGUUCCAGGUCACACGCCUCCUAUUGCUGCCAACCGGGGAACAGUACCUGGAAGUUCUGGUGAUGAGAUUGGGAAAGCGCUGGCAUCUAUCUAUCCUUCAGACCCCAACAGCAAUGGCUACUCUUCGUCCCCAUCCACCCCUUCUGGUUCUCCUCAGGCUGCAUCAGUAUCUGCCUCCCAGUGGACAAGAUCUUCCGGACAAGCGACACCUUCACCUAGCUUUCAUGGAGGACUUCAGGCAAUGCCUAAUAAACUGGAGGACCGCCUGGAUGAAGCGCUUAACGUUCUUCAGCGCCAUGCCAGUGGGCAAGGAGGAGCAGGACUAGCUGAGAUGCAGAGUCUGCUGGCAUCUGGUUUGGGCUUACCUCCAGCGUUCAGCAGUGCAGCACUCGGCCUUGCCAGUCGCCUGCCCGGACUGCUCACCAGUCACCAUGAGGACUCUGCGAGACUGCCCUCUGGUGGGGGACUUGUGCAUGGUCACCACGGCUCCGCGUCCGCUCUGCCAGGCUCUCAGACUGAUAGUUUCACCAGUAAGUCCUUCUUUGCUCUCAGAAAUAUUGAGAAACUUAUAGCUUGUUUUUUAAUGACAGGUUUGGUGAACAGUCUCAGUCGUUCCAGUGGCGCUGACAUUAAACGAGAGAGCAAGCAGGACGAUGAAAACUGCUCCCUUACUGACAAGUCAGAGGACGAGAACAAAGAGCUAAAUGCCCAUCUUCUAACAAGUCUGAAUGAUGAGGAUGACGAUGAAGAAGACCUACCAGUGGAGAUUAAAGCUGGGCGGGAGAAAGUGCGCAGGAUGGCAAACAAUGCCCGCGAGCGGCUCCGUGUGCGGGACAUCAACGAGGCCUUUAAGGAGCUGGGCCGCAUGUGUCAGCUCCAUCUGAACUAUGAGAAACCGCAGACCAAAUUGAACGUACUCCAACAGGCCGUUAACGUUAUUCUCAACCUGGAGCAGCAAGUCCGAGAGCGUAACCUCAACCCAAAGGCUGCCUGCCUGAAGAGAAGAGAGGAGGAGAAAGUGUCGGGUGUGGACCCUCAGAUGCAGCUGGGUGGGGGUCUCUGAGGGGACACCAUGAGCCAUAUGUAAUUCCAAGCCGUUUGAACACGUGGCCUUAAUCUCUGCUUGUGUUCUUUGGGCCACCAUCUUCACACCUUUCACCCAAGGACACCAAUGUGAAGACACCAUCGUGUUUUUCCAAGACUUUCCUCAAAAAGGAAGGAAUGCUUAAUGUUUUUGGAUCAGAAAGACAUUUGGGAUCAUUCACAACUUUGAGUCAAGUUGGUAUAAUCUGUCAAAUAUGUGGCAUUCUCCCCUAAGGAAGACAUGUUCCAUCAACAACCUCCAUCCAUGUUGGAAGCCUCUCGCAGAAAGAGGGGGCCGCUCUUUUUUUAAAAUAUAUAUAUAUAUAUAUACAUCUAUAUAUAUAUACAAUUACUCUGCCUGUUGUUUUUCUCCUCGUAAACCGUGGAUCCUACGGGUCACUGCCAUGCAAGCGGGAUGAAAAGACUUCAUGUGUUCAUUCAGAUCUGGUCUUAGCACUCAUCCUGGACAGUCCAUUCACAAAAGGGGCAUUUUUUUCUUGUUUUAGAAACACGCGACAUAUUUUGCUUCUAUAACUUUCUUUCUUAGAUAACCGUCAGACCAGAAUGGUUUUGAUACCCUAUUGCAAUUAAGAAUAUUAUUAUUAUUUCAUGCCGAUGGCCAUUUGAACUCCAGUUGGACCAAUCAGGAUGCGGAUUGUUUCCAGGUCUGAGCGCUUCCAAUUUGUCAAAAGGUGUAAUGGAGAACCUCCGCAAGUGUUGAAAGGGAUCAUGAGUUUUGAAAUCCUAAGUAAGUAAGUUGCCACUAUUGACUUGCACGCUUGGUUUUUUUCUUCCAUUUUGAACAACUGCAAAGCCUCUUUGUAACGAUCUUCCUUUUGUAGAAUUUGUUAGCCUUGUUUUUAUGUUCAUGUUUUCCCCCACUUUGUAAAAUAGUUCCGGAGAGUUGGGGUUUAUACAUUUGGGAUGGUUCUUUCUUUUUUGUUUACAUUGUUUGAAUUGAAGACAAGCUUUUUUAAGAUUCUGGGAACAAAGUGCGGUGUUGUGCCAGGUGCCUGCAAAUGUUGGAAAUGACAACAGUCUGGCUUGUAAUGUCACAUGUUGUGAUAACUUUUUUUGUCUUCGCCUGGAAUACAUGUUUCUGUGCAGACUUGGCAACUCAUCACUUAUCUUCAAACAGUAUUUAGGGUUUUUCUGCAUAAUGUCCAAUGUUAGUUCAUUGGAGGUGGUGGCACAAGUCAACUCAAUUCUAAUAGAAAUCAUCAUCCUGAGUUCAUCUUUCUGACCUAGGGGAGUUUUAUAAUGGUUACUCACCAGUGCCUGAAUAUUCCUGUUACACAUGGCAUAUAAUAACACGGCUUUAAAGAUGGACUUCAUCUGGAGAAUUUGUUGAGGCUGACCAACAAGCUGGUCUAGAACUGGUCAAAUACUUCCUAAUUAGUGUUGGUCAUGUACAUUCAUAUGUAUGAUAUAUCAAGACAAAAACCUUACACCUUAUCUGUGUCACUUGAUGAGUAUGCCCAUGACUUUUAUUUUGGUCUGAAAAUAAGUCUUGUGAUUACCUUGCAAAUGAUCACAAUGACUUGUAUUUGUUUAUGUAAAUGUUUUUUUGUUGUUGUUGUUUUUUUAACAGUUUGCCAGUAUAAAAGCAUACAAUUUUCUUUAUUAGAGACGUUUUUGUCAUUGACAGCAAAUGACUUCCUACAGCUCUUUCUCUCUUUAUGAAUAUUUGAGGGCAAUAUCUGUGUAGGCCGUGUCCUCAGAGUGCCUCCACUUUCCUAUUUUUAUAUAUAAAGUAGAUAUUGACAACUGUUGUGUAUAUAACAGUAAUGUAGCAAUAAAUGUGCCAUUUUUAAUACCAA